CAAACCCAAUGUAGUUUUCUUCACAAGAUUGAACUGUGGACGUAUUUCUUUGAAUAGAAAUGUUGGAUAUAUCAUUCGUGAACAAGGUGGAGAACAUUGCGAAAAACCCCAAAGUCACCGCCAUUAAUUCAUGUAUUGAAGUUGAUAUAACUGGUCAGGUUGUUUCUGAUUCUAUUGGAACAAGAAUGUAUUCUGGUAAGCAUGGUAUUUAGGCUCAUGUGUCAGUAAUGUUUGGAAUUGCUGUAAAGAUUGGUUGAAAGAUUUCAAUAUUGAAAUGUAAUGAUUGGCUAUGUGAUUUAUAUUGGACAGUUUAAGUUCGAUACCAAUACCGAUACCAAUGUUUUCACUUCCGUUCUCAUUUUGGUACCGGGAAUUUUAAAGCGUUAAGUUAUCACGACAGAUAAAGUAUAGAACACAUUAAUCGUCACCGAAAAUGUGCGGUAUACUAAACGGCAGCUGAGCUAAAAUUCCGACUAAAACAUGACUCAGGCGAUGCUAAUAAACAAAUAGUUUACAUGUUUAUCGUAAAAAUUAUGAAAUAUCCGAUUUAUAUGAGUUUAUCUUACAAUUCCCCCGACUUCCAAUACAAGGCCGACUUCGGUAUAGUGGUGACUUCCAAUACACUUGUCCGUGUGCUUCUUCCAAGCAGAGAGCAUGCGUAUGACAUGUUGUUAGUAUCAGGUAUUGGUAUCGGAAGUCGAACUUAAACUCUCUAUUAUUUCACGUAAUCGAGACUUCCUAUAUCUCUUCCUUCCUAUAUAUGUUGAUUACAGCCAAUGAAAUGAAUAUAUUAUUGGAACGCCACCUCCAACCGGAAAUUUGAAUUUUGAUCCAGUCCUAAGACCAAUGUACUUCAUCAGGUAUCCAGUAUUGUCAUGUGAGCAAAAUAAAGCAAUAUGGUUGACUAAUUUAUCAUGAGUUAUUAAUGAGUUUGAGAUAUUCCGAUAACCGAUAUUGAAGGACCGAUAUUUUGCCGAUACCGAUAUUCUAUGUCAUUUCACAAAAUUCAAAAAUGACAUCAUGACAGUUCUACUUUAAUACUUUUGAAUUUAAUUCAAUUCAAUUCAUUUGUUUCUAAAUGCUAAAAAUAUCAAAUGAAAUGCAAAUUUGCAAAUACAUGCAACAAACUAGUAUAUUACUACGCCAGUGACUGUUUAUUUGUAAUAAAAAUUACUAUUGGACUGCAGCUAUAACCAAUCAUUAAAUAUUAUUUGUUAGUAUAAUUACAUAAGUGAUUAUUGCAAAUUCUCCACGCUGAUUGGUUGCCAUUGAGGUGAUUAUAUAAUCACCUAAGCGAUUUUCGAAAUGCCGACCGAAGCCGUUUUACUUUGUCAAUUACAUGACGAAGAAAUUUGUAUAUUUUCUUCAAAAAAUCACCUAUAUGAAAUCAUACUGAAACAAUUAUUCACCUCAGGCUCGGUGAUUAUCGUGAAUAAAAACCUCGACUUCGUCCCGGUUUUUAUUCACCAAUAAUCACCUCGCCUUCGUAAUAUCAACAACAAAAUUACUAGCUAACACCAAUAUUAAUAUUUUAAUACCGAUAAGCCGAUACCGAUACACCGAUAUGGAUAUCCGUGCAUCAUUAUUCCAGUUAUAUUCAUUUCUCUGAUGAUACCUGAAUUGUUUAUUUUACAGACUUCAAAUGAAUUCUUUAGAGCACUGAGUAAAACUUUAUGAAUAUUUUUACACUUAAGGGCCUUUAAUUGAAUGACAAAAGUUCUCAUAGGAAUCUUGGAAUAGUCAUUCAAUUUUAUCUUCACUCAAGGGUAGGAACCCUGGGGCCGAUUGUUCAAAGGUAUAGGUUAUAGCGCUAACCCUGGAUUAAAAUUUAACCUACUAUUUUAGUUUGUGUAUUUGUGUACUCGACUGUCGCCUCGAACGGAACAUUCCAUCUUUUACCUCGUGCAUGAAAAUAUUCUUACCAUUGCACUCAUAAACAUUCAUUAUUUGUAUAUUGUUUCCAUCUGAACUGUUUCACAAUAAGGUAUAUAGGUUAUGUACAAAUAUGUUUCUUAGAGAUUGUCAGUUACGCAGGGCGGAUUGUAACGGUCUGCUAUUUGCCGAUCACUAAAUGACCGAUUAAUUUCAUUUCGCACGGACAUAUAUUUUGACCAAUCACUGAAUGAAACCCCCAGAUUUCACUUAAAUUAAAGUUAACAAGCUAGAGAAGGAAAACAAAAUAUUUUCUUGGCUUCAUUGUCACAAGUAAAAAAAUCACGUCACAAGUCAUAUGGUAACAGACAUGCAGAAAAUUCCGAAACAAUAUCCGUUGAAGCAUGAACGUUUCGGUUGCUUCGAUCGUUCAGGCUGCUUACCAAAAGUAAAGUAAUGUGAUUGAUCAUGCGGGAAGUGAUCAGGACGAGCUAUUAAGGUAAAUAUUGAAAAGUUGGCCGGCUAUUAUUAGCCAUGCAAUCCCUGAACAACUGCACAGUUAAUCGGAUCAGUCAGACACAAAUGAAUUCUUUGUAAUCCUCACUGGUAAUUACCAUUUUGUCGUUUCGUUCUUUAGGUGUUGGCGGACAAAUUGAUUUUAUUCGGGGAGCCGCAUUAGGGGACGAUGGUUUAGGAAAACCUAUUUUGGCAUUUCCUUCUGUUACAAGUAAAGGAGAAACAAGGAUAGUGCCUUAUAUCAAACAAGGUAAGCAUCGGCAUUUCGUUUUAGUAGUUGAACGUGCAUAUACCUAAUAAUUCAUGUGGAUGGGAAUUUCCCAUUUUACUGAAACCCAUAGUUCAUGUGGGCGGGUAUUUCCGGUUAUGAUGUCGUUGGCCUUCAAUUCGCGGCUAGCCCUGAGUACGAGGUUGACAAUUUUUUUAGUUCUUGUUGGUAUUUUGAACUCGCGCUUUAUUGUUAUCACGAAUUUUGCUUACAUUACAUAAUUUUGAAGCCAUUCGAAGGUUAGCCCUUGGUACGAGGUUGACAAUUUGUUUAGUCCCGUUGGUAUUUUGAACUCACACUUUUCAUGUUAUCAUGAAUUUUGCUUACAUUACAUACUUUGAAGCCAUUUGUUGAGGCCACUUAAUGACUUUUUUAUUAAGUUCUGACAAAUAUUGAAGUAUUUGUAGAAAAAACAAAUAUUAAGUUCUGACAAAUAUUGAAGUAUUUGUUGAAAAAAGUAUUUGUUGUUAAUAGUUCUAUUAAACAAACCAAAAAGAACGAACACGGAAAAUUACUUGCGCGAAUUUAAAGCUGUGCGAAUAAGUCUCAACAAGGUGCGUGAAAUUAAAUCGAGCAAACUUAAAGCCGAGCGAAAAUUAGUACGACGGGAAGUUUAAUACAAGUAAGGCAGUCUAUUUCACACAAAUAUAUUAUAUGAUUCCUGGUCCUUUCUAGGUGCUGGUGUGGUAACAACCCGAGCACAUGUUCAUUACAUUGUCACUGAAUAUGGACUGGCAAAUUUAUUUGGGAAGAAUUUAAGACAACGAGCACACGCUUUGAUCCAAAUAGCACACCCAGCACAUCAGGAGCGGCUGGAGAAAGAAGCUUUUGAAAGACUCAAAUGUAUACCGUCACCAUAGGGUGUUUGUGACCUACAAACGCGAUGACGUACAAACAAACUCAUUUAAAUAAAUUGUUGUAAUAAAACAUAACUACCAUUAUUCUUCAUGCCGUGUUACAGCUUGAAAUGUAGGCGUCGAUUUGCCUUUGUAAACAGGUGAGGACGACGUCUUCAUUCUUCAAAUUCUGUGGGAAUUUAAUUAUUCUUUCUUUUACACAAUAUUAUAAGUUUAAUUGUAUUAAUGCUUCAGUCAUUUGAAACCACGCCCCACCCCCCACCCCACCCCGGGACAUAGCGGGGAAUUUACACUAACCAAGUGUUAAAAAACAUUGGGGCAAACUGGUCUUUUAAAACCCCCGUACAGCCGGGCUUCAGUAUACCUAAACUAGAAAUACAAGACAAUUUCCGCAUCAUGCAUUUAAGGUGGCUCCAUACAGUUUCUUGAAAAGUGGAAAAGACACAUUUCCGACCCACAAAAUUUGUACAUUGAUAUUUUAUAGAAGAAAUGAAACCAGAUGUCUUGUAUACAGCAGUAUUUUGAGAAUCAGAGAAUUUUUUGGUCGGAAAUGUGGCUUUUCCACUUUUCAAGAAACUGUAUGGAGCCGCCUUAAGUUAUGAGAGACAGUUAGAUAACAUAAUAAUAAUAAUUAAUAAUAAUUUAUUAAUUUAUAAAGCGCUAAAACUAUAAAUAUUCUAAAGCGCUAUCAUUACAAAUUCAAAUAAAAUGUUAUAAAGUAUGAGAUGAUACCUAUAUAUACAUGUUUAAAAUUUACUAUUAUAUUUAAAGAUAAAAUGCCUUUUUUAAAAAGAAAGGUCUUAAGUCUGUUUUUAAAAGUUUCCACUGUUGACGCCUCACGAAUGUCAGCGAGAAGUUCAAAUUUACUAUUAUAUUUAAAGAUAAAAUGCCUUUCUAAAAAGAAAGGUCUUAAGUCUGCUUUUAAAAGUUUCCACUGUUGACGCUUCACGAAUGUCAGCGGGAAGUUCAUUCCACAAAAAUGGACCAGCCUUGGCAAAAGCUCUGUCGCCAAACGUUUUCCUCAUUGUCUUAGGAACUAUUAGCAAAUUUUGCUCAUUCGAGCGCAGGCUGUAGCAACCAAUAUGCUUAGGUGUCAGAAGGUCUGAGAUAUAAGGCGGUGCAUUAGCAUGAAGAGCCUUGUACACCAGCAACAAAAUCUUGAAAAUCACCCGAUAUCGUACAGGAAGCCAAUGAAGGCCAAUCAAAACGGGAGUAAUAUGAUCGAAUUUGGGGAUUAAACAGACCACACGUGCUGCAGCAUUGAGAACUCUUUGUAACCUAUCAUAUUGAGACUGUGGCAGACCAUAAAACAAUGAGUUACAGUAGUCCAGGUGUGAAGUAACAAAAGCAUGAACCAAAAUCUUUGUUGUAUCUUCUGAAAGGAAUUUCCUUAUCUGCCGGAUAUUAUAGAGGCUGCGAAACGCCUUACUACACACUUUUCCGAUGUGAAUAUCCAUCGACAUAUGUGAGUCAAACCACAUUCCGAGGCUUUGAACCACCUCCACAGGCUCGAUCGUAGAU
Paramuricea clavata is the source of this 5034-nucleotide messenger RNA. Lineage: Eukaryota; Metazoa; Cnidaria; Anthozoa; Malacalcyonacea; Plexauridae. The record is from the annotation of a GenBank genome assembly.